Messenger RNA from Ectocarpus siliculosus, 3155 nucleotides. The record is from the annotation of a GenBank genome assembly. NCBI's taxonomy places the organism in Eukaryota, Phaeophyceae, Ectocarpales, Ectocarpaceae.
AUGAACGCGAGCGAUCUUCCGGUGCACUACCAUGACGUGGUGGGCGUCGCGGUCAUCAUCGACCCCGCGCGGCGCUCUCUUGGCCACUUCGAUAGAAUCCCCCCGAAGAUCUUGACGAAGCUGCUCAAGACGACCUUCAGCGGCAGUGGCUUGUCGGGCGAGCUGCUGGAAAUUGUGUUCGACGAUAUCCACCUCAUCAGUCGGCCGGUCAACCUGUUUCGAGGAGGUGGAGAUGAUCGAACCGAGAUGUUCUUCAGUCUCGUCUUCGUGGUCUCAUCAGAGUACUACCCCCGGCGUCAGCUCUACCCCCCGAGCCGGCUGCCGAAGCGUCCCCGCCGCAAGAAAACGAAUUCUGCGGCGCCUCCUCCCGGCGUCACCGCGGCCGACGCUCCCGACGAGGGAGGAGGUGUGCGGGGUUUAGGGGAGGAUUUCGAGAUGUCGGCGAGCGGUCCAGCAGAGGGGGACGGGAACGCAGAGUGGGGGGCCGUCGAGGCGAAAGAAGAAGAGGCCUUGGGGCGGGAGGAGGAAGGCGGGCUUUGGCCGGGGGCAGCCGGGAGCGAGAGGGAGAGGGACCACGGGGCUAACCUCGCUCUUCUGCGCGGGGCGGUUAUGAUGGUAUCCAGAGCAAUGGGCCACGAGGAAUGGAAGAACGGCUACAUCAGCAGGGAGGUCAAACACCUGCUCGACAAGAAAGACCGACGCACUGGCGACACGGAGAAGUUCAUCGCUGACAUGGAGAAGUUCAUCGACAUGCACGACGAUACCCUCUACAAUGGGACGGGUCUCUACAUGAACUUCGGCGGCAGGCUGUACGGGGGCGCUCGUCAGUACUCCCCGGACGAGAUGAAGGCGAGGGGGGACGAGAGAUGGCAGGAAUCGGUCAUGCAGGAGAACCAGCUGGCCCAGGACGUGCGGACGCUGUACGACGGCCUCACAAGGGGCGAGCCGUUCGAGAUGAAAAUCAAGAGGUCGAGCGAGCUGUCCAUCAACGUCACCGUGCAGGCGGAGAUACCAGCCACGAGAAGAUACGAGACUCUCAUCUUGAGGGAGGAGAGGCACAUCGCGCUGUCGGGACACCCGGCAGACGGUUCUCCCCAGAUCAAGCGCAUGAUCGAAAUCGCGGACCCCCACAAGACCCUGGAAGAACUGGCCUACACGAGCGAGAUCGAGCUGUCUCAGAUGCUUCGUUUGGCACGGCACCUUGUGUUCUGGGGGUCCGGGCGGGUGAUCGACGCUCUCUGCGGCAGCAACCGGUACCAGGUGACGAGAGAAGCUAUCAAGGCGACGCUUCCUGGCUCUCCGGUGCUGGCAGAAUUUUCCGGGAAGUUUCCGAGGAGGGAUCUCAUGCGCGAACUGACCCGUUUCGGAGAGAUGGUGCCCCUCUCCACCAUCUUGGAGCAGAGCAAGAAGGUGCAUCGAUAUGUCACUCUUGCCAUCCCAGAACCUUCCUCUCACUUCGCGGCGAGCGAAUCGGAAGAUGACGAGGACGACGACUGCAACGAUAGUCACGAUGAUAAUACUAGCUCGGACGAAGAGGACGACAAUGCCGGCGGAAGGUUUUGCUCCGUCCGGCCCACUGCUGCGGGCACCAGCUCUGGCGCUAGUGUUGUGGUCGCACCUUCCGAUGGCGGCGCCGGGCGCGUGGGGCCUGGAUCCAAUUCCACGGGUCUCCGGCGAGAAGUUGCGCUUACGAGCGAUGCAAGGCAGGGCCUUGGCAGGCAAGGAGGCGGUGGCGGGCGCGAUUGGGACGGUAUCGGUAGCGGGGCCCCUUCGGACACCGGUGCUGCUGCCGGGGGGGUAGGUAGUGCCGCUGCUGCUGGCGUCGGCCGCCCGGCUGCUUGCGUUUGCGGCGACGCUACAAAUGCGGCUGCGGCUGCGGCUGCUAAGUACGGCGCCGCUGCCGCCGCCGCAGCAGCCGCCGCCGCCGCCGCCGCCGCUAGCGCUGCUGCAAGCGUUUCUUACCCUUCGCCGGCAGAAAGAACCGGCGGCGGCGGCGGUGGCGGCAUCAUCUCCACCACCCCGUCUUCGUCCACGGCCGGCGCCGCGCCCGCAGAAAGGAGGGGUACCGGGGGCGCAUCCCAGCCCGCAGGGGGGCUUAUCACCGGGGUUCGCACGGCGGUAGGUGAGGUCGGAGGCGGCGGGGGCAGAGGGAGCGUCGGAGGGGCGUCCCACGGAUCGGUGGUCGGGUACGCGGUCGACGCGGCGGGCAACACCUUGGUGGAGGCGCCGACGCUGGAGCCUUUCGAAGAAGAGUAUCUCCUGAGCAUUGACGACGGCUCAGAGGCUAGCAGGCUCAUGCGAAGGAUUGCCCCGCUGCUGCGGGGAAAACUUAGCAUGCGCGAGAUCGUCUGGCGCCUCGAGAUGACAAGCACCGCGUCCUUGGGGCUUGCCUUGGCCAAGCACGAGCACAUCCUGUACGAGGUGUGGCGCCCCGCUCGAGACCCAGAUGCGGCGUAAUUUUGUUGUUGUUGGUCCUAUGUCGGUGCGGGUUGUCGGCUUUAGUCAGGAGGUCCUUGUCUUAGGCAUAUUCUUUUUUGUCGAUCGUUUUGCGGUGACGAGCAGGUUGAGAGCUGUGAUCGCCACUGGAAUAGAGAGAGGUAGGUAACUGUCUUGAGAGUUGAGCUUGGACACGGUCUGAUGCGUUGAAUGCGCUUGGGGGUGAAUUAGUGCUCACGGGCCGCGCGCUCUACUCGUUUUUGCUUUUCGCGGCAAAGUCGAAAGCACGCCCCACCGACGGAAGCUUGGGGUGUGCCUCGGGUACAGUAGUAACCUAAGCAGGUGUUUGUUAUGCGAACUUAUUGGAUGGAGUAUGGAAUCGGGGGAAUUUCCGGGUUUACGGUAACGGUAACGGUAACGGUUUGGGAGUACAUAACCCCUCCGUCUCUGCUCCACGGAUAAAGCUCUAUUUCUUCGCGUGGGCACUCCCUCGGGUGGAAAGGCCCGUCUUCCUGCCCUAUAUACCCCGCCCCGUCUUGAGUGGGGCGCGGAGGUGGCGAAACGGCAGGGACCAGGCUGGCGCGUAGAACAGACUGCUGUACGGAAUCCCUGUGAAAAUGGAUUGGCUACAACCAGGAGGUAGUCGAUUGCUGUUCUAGAUGCGGGUUGGGGCCAAUCGGGGGGCGCGGGCGGCCCGAGAACCAUGUGCGUUGAGGGUG